CAUUCACCAUUAUAACAUUCGAAUAUACUCUCUCAUCUUCGGAAAAAACCUCUACUGAUCUUUUAACCUUCAAAAUGAUUAGUACUAAGAAGCUUAUCAAAAUGGCUAGGAAAUGGCAAAGAUUGGCAGCUGCCGGUAGAAGGAGAAUCUGGUCAAAAGCAGUAGAGAUGGGUCACUUUGUAGUUUAUACAAAUGAUAAUAAGCGGUUUAUGAUUCCCUUGAAUUAUCUCAAGAGUGAGAUGUUCAUAGAGCUCUUAAAAAUGGCUGAGGAAGAGUUUAAAGUAACAAGUUCAGGGCCAAUUACACUGCCUUGCAAUUCAAAUUUCAUGGAGUACGCGAUCUCCAUGAUCCAAAAACAUGUCGCUGAGGAGUUGGAGCAGGCACUAAUCAUGUCCUUAGCCACUUGUAGAUACUCUUCAUUGUCAAAUGACCAACAUGAUCAGACUAAUCAACUAUUAUAUAUCUGUAGUUUCUAGAAAGUUUUCCUUGAUCUUUUUGUAGAAAAUGUGUAGUUGUACAAUCUUACUAAAAAAGUUAAUGAAAUUUCUAGUGGA
Chenopodium quinoa (quinoa) is the source of this 554-nucleotide messenger RNA. Its product is annotated as auxin-responsive protein SAUR64-like. Gene Ontology annotation, biological process: response to auxin. The record is from RefSeq and is a predicted model, not a curated record. The transcript has a single exon. Lineage: Eukaryota; Viridiplantae; Streptophyta; Magnoliopsida; Caryophyllales; Amaranthaceae. Bases 75 to 476 code for a protein of 133 amino acids.